This is a messenger RNA of Scleropages formosus (Asian bonytongue), 1309 nucleotides long. Its product is annotated as zona pellucida sperm-binding protein 4-like. Lineage: Eukaryota; Metazoa; Chordata; Actinopteri; Osteoglossiformes; Osteoglossidae. The transcript is spliced from 8 exons. Gene Ontology annotation, molecular function: acrosin binding; structural constituent of egg coat. The coding region runs from base 19 to 1236 and encodes 405 amino acids. Gene Ontology annotation, biological process: prevention of polyspermy; binding of sperm to zona pellucida. The record is from RefSeq and is a predicted model, not a curated record. Gene Ontology annotation, cellular component: egg coat.
AUUGUCUCUGUGUUCAUUAUGGGGCUGGCACAGUGCAUUCAGCACCCUAGGGAGUGCCUGGUUGUCUUGCUUCUUGGUUUUUCAAUGAUCUUGGGACAGAAAAUAGUCCUCAGGGAUCCUGUAGCAACAUUGAACAAGUGCCAAGUUAAUGAGAAGAUUCCCUGUGGUACCCUAGACAUUGGCCCUUCCAGCUGUGAAGCUAUUAACUGUUGCUUUGAUGGGCAGCAGUGUUAUUAUGGGAAUGCUGUGACUGUGCAGUGCACUAUGGAUGGUCAGUUUGUGGUUGUGGUGGCCAAGGAAUCUACUGUGCCACAGCUAGACCUAGCUUCCAUUUCCCUCUUGGAAGGGAAAGAAGCACCUUGCAGUCCAGUAGCCACCACUGAUAACUUUGCCAUCUACAACUUCCCAGUGAUGGCCUGUGGUACCAUCUCAAAGGUGGAAGGGGACUAUCUCAUGUAUGAGAACAUGAUAACUUCUUCAUAUGAAGUUGGGAUUGGAUCCUUGGGUUCUAUCACACGAGACAGUAUCUUUGAGCUGUACUUCCAGUGCCGAUACUUGGCUUAUGAUGUUCCAGCCCUGAUGGCUGACGUGUACACCAUUGCCCCACCACCUCCUGUAGCUGCUGCUGGGCCACUGAGAGUAGAGCUGAGACUGGCAAAUGGCCAGUGCAAUACGAAAGGCUGCAAUAAAGAGGUCUCUGCCUACUCCUCCUACUAUCAGGAUAGUGACUAUCCAGUUACCAAGGUGCUGCGGCAGCCUGUAUAUGUUGAGGUGCGCAUCCUGGACAGGACUGACCCCAAUAUUGUCCUGCUUCUGGAGAACUGUUGGGCGACAUCAACCCCCGAUCCGCUUGGCGUACCUCAAUGGAACCUGCUAGUUAAUGGGUGCCCCUACCAGGGUGACAAGUACCUGACUACCUUGGUUCCAGUGGAUAGUUCCUCUGGGCUCUCCUUUCCAACUCACUACAAGAGGUUCAUCUUCAAGAUGUUCACAUUUGUGGAUCCUGCCUCUCUGCACCAUCUGGAGCAGAAGGUGUUCAUCCACUGCAGUACAGCUGUAUGCCAUCCUUCUGCUAGUGCUAGCUGUGAGCCGAGGUGUUCUCGGAAGGGAAGGGAUACUUCAGCAGUAAAGGAGGACUCUUCCAAAACAAAGGCUCUGGUUUCCAGUCAAGAAGUGAUCCUUAUAGCCCCCACAACUCCUGGCUUUAGAUAUGAAGCUACUAGAAGGAAGCACUGACCUUGCUCCAUGAAGGAGCACCAUGGGUUCUUGAUCUGUGUAUACAAGAUUUUCAUGUAAAAGGCAUUAAACA